Molecule: messenger RNA, 1215 nt
Organism: Acanthamoeba castellanii str. Neff
Lineage: Eukaryota; Discosea; Longamoebia; Acanthamoebidae
Exons: 12
Coding region: 1-1215 (404 amino acids)
Source: RefSeq, a predicted model, not a curated record
AUGACACUGACCACCAGCGCCGGUCGUGGAGCCUACGUGGCGUGCUUGGUGGCCGCAAUCGGUGGUCUCCUCGCCUGUCUUGCCCUCCCCGCGACUGCGCAGUCCUGUCCGGGAGACGGCAUCAAGGUGUAUGGAACGCAGUCCUUCCCCGACGACUCUUCCGCGUGGGUAGCUGUCUCCAAUGUUGACGCCACCAGCAACGCCAACCAGCUGUGGCUGUCGGAGAAGUUCGCCUACGUGUUCUCCUUCAACACGAUCUUCUACUCGUUCUCGCUCCUCCAGCGCACCGCCAUCCCGCCCUCUUUGGCUACGAACGUGGCUGUGUCGCCCAUGUUCAAGCAGGGCUUCUCGCCCACGGGUCCAGUCGUGGUGUUGGUGCCCAGGUCGACGCCCUGGAACCUUGUCGAGGUGGUCAUCACCGCGGACGGCUACGUGCUCAGCCGGAACCUGACGAUCCCCCAGUUCGCUCAGACCGUGCAAUGGCAGAAGAUCAUUCCCAACACCUACGGCCUCACCAGCAAGCUGUACCUGUUCUCGGCGGACCAUCUGGUGAUCGUCAACUACAACGCCCUGACGUGGAGCAUCGACGCGGUCGUCGCCAUCCCGGCCGGACAGUACCCCACGCAGGUCAUCCGCAGCGCAAUGGUCAACGCCGCCAACCAACAGGAACUCUUUGUCACUCGGGCCAACGAAGACCCCGAGAAGCCCGGAGAGGUCUCUGUGUUGCUGCUGUCGGCGGACGACGGGUCGCUAGUCAACCGUGUCAUCCUAGACCACUCGCCGGCGGUCAUGUUCGUCACCUCGGGGAGCGACGGCACCAACGACAUCAUCUGGGCCGAGUCUGGCGCGCUCUUCGACAGCCAGCAGUCCACCGGCGCGGCGUUCAUCUGGAGCUUGGACUCGCACGAGCUCAGCUACGCCGAGAUCCCCGUAUCGUCCUCACAAACGUUCGGCUCGGCUUACGGAAGCACGCCCAACAACAAGUACAUCCUGCUCGGCUUUGGCGAGCCUGCGGGCCAAGAGUACACACUGGCGAGCGUGAACCUUCAGAACAGCUGCGUCAUCGACCUCCAGAAGCAGAUGCCCGGCACCCCGCCCGAGGCCGGCAACGAGGUAGGCGGCAUCCUGUCGCAGGCGGGUCUGGUCCUGUUCGGCAACCACAACCAGCAGGGCUUCAACCAGGUCACCCUCAUCUACUACGCCAACUGGAUUUGA